Mesorhabditis belari is the source of this 714-nucleotide messenger RNA. NCBI's taxonomy places the organism in Eukaryota, Metazoa, Nematoda, Chromadorea, Rhabditida, Rhabditidae. The record is from the annotation of a GenBank genome assembly.
AUGGUGAUAUCAAGCAGCGUUGUUGCAAAACUCAGGAUUAAACCAGUCUACAGGAAACCAGAGAAUUUCAAACGACUUCAAUCUGUCUUUUCAGCUACUGAGGUGCUGCUUGAACGCACUUAUCACUGGACACAGUUUUGGUCUCCGCUCGGUCGUCGAUUCAACGCUUCCGAUGAUGCAAUUUCUUUGGCUUAUGACAUUGCCUACACUUACAUUCAACCAUCGAUCAUUGUUCUUAGCAUUCCGACGACAGCAAUUGCUGCUAUUUGCACGCUCACCAAUGAUCGCUUGGCCCUACCAAUACGUUUUUGGGCUGCCGCCGAAAGCAUGAUAAAAUGCUUGAACUGUCUUUGGCUGGUAGCGGAAAUCAUUUGCCUAGACUAUUUGAAUUGCGUCGAGUUGAGCUAUAAAUUCAAAAAAGAGGAAAAGAAACUCUCGCGAACGGAGCGUCUUCUGAUGCUUCAAAUGAUUGUCUCAUCGUUUCAGCGUUUGUUGAACACAAUAGGCUGGUGGGUGAUCGAGAUUCCCGUGAGUCUCCUCACCGACUACAAAAUUUUCGGACUCUACGACGCCUGUCAAUCCGUCGUCUACAACUAUUUCUUUUUCUAUCUUCUUUUGAGUCUGAUCACGAUUUUCUUUCUGCGUAAACGAGAUGAUGAAUCGAAGAUCACUCGCGUAGAAACAGCAAAGCCAAGAAGGAUCCCACUUGGAAAA